AUGACCCGAAUGGGAAAGUACUGCUAUAGCAUCCUACAUUCUUGCAAGGUGAUCACAGACCACCCCGCUAACAACGUCACCGAUUCCAUCUUCCAGAAGAUCGGUAUCAACCUGCACCAACAGCCAGCCCACCCAAUUGGCAUGAUCAAGGCCGCCAUCCACGAUUACUUUGACCGCCAGCAUCCAGGCUCCUUCACCAAGUUUGAUAAUUUGACGCCCGUCGUCAGCGCCAAGGCGAACUUUGACGAGGUGCUGGUGCCAGCGGACCACAUUUCACGCUCUCCUAAUGACACCUACUAUGUGUCUCCUGACACCGUGCUGCGUUGCCACACCUCGGCUCACCAGGCUGAGUUGCUGCGCCAGGGCCACAGAGCUUUUCUAGUCACCGGCGACGUGUACAGGCGUGACAGCAUCGACGCCACGCACUACCCUGUCUUCCACCAGAUGGAGGGUGUCCGGGUGUUCAGCCCGGAGGACUGGCAUGCAGCGGGCAUGGAAGCUACGCAGUUUGCAGAGGGGGAGUUGAAGCGCACACUGGAGGGUCUGGCGCAGCACCUGUUCGGCAAGGUUGAGAUGCGGUGGAUCGAUGCCUACUUCCCAUUCACUGACCCCUCUUUUGAGCUGGAAAUUUUCUUCAAUGGAGAGUGGCUCGAGGUAUUGGGCUGCGGCGUUAUGCAGCAGCAGAUAUUGGAGAAGAACUCGGGGCCUGAUCAAAAGGCGUGGGCGUUUGGGCUAGGCCUGGAGCGACUUGCCAUGGUGCUGUUUGACAUCCCGGACAUCCGGCUAUUCUGGACCUCCGACCAGCGCUUCCUCAAACAGUUCAAGACUGGAGACAUGAGCAUCAAGUUCAAGUCGUACAGCAAGUACCCCCCCUGCUACAAGGACGUGGCCUUCUGGAUCUCCGAUGCCUUCACGGAGAACAACCUGUGCGAGGUGGUGCGCGGCAUUGCGGGCGACCUGGCGGAGGAGGUGAAGCUUAUCGACAACUUCACCCAUCCCAAGACGGGUCGCACCAGCCACUGCUAUCGCAUUGCAUACCGCAGCAUGGACCGGUCGCUGACAGAUGAUGAGGUCAAUGCGUUGCAGGAGGAAGUUCGCAGCACUGUUGCUGACAAGCUGAAGGUGGAGCUGCGCUAGCUAGCCAAGGCCGGCCCCGUUUGUGACAGCCCCAUGUUCUUGAAUU
This is a messenger RNA of Chlorella variabilis, 1183 nucleotides long. RefSeq lists its product as hypothetical. Gene Ontology annotation, molecular function: phenylalanine-tRNA ligase activity; ATP binding; tRNA binding. The record is from RefSeq and is a predicted model, not a curated record. NCBI's taxonomy places the organism in Eukaryota, Viridiplantae, Chlorophyta, Trebouxiophyceae, Chlorellales, Chlorellaceae. The transcript has 9 exons. Gene Ontology annotation, cellular component: cytoplasm; mitochondrion. Gene Ontology annotation, biological process: phenylalanyl-tRNA aminoacylation. Bases 1 to 1137 code for a protein of 378 amino acids.